Messenger RNA from Culex quinquefasciatus (southern house mosquito), 641 nucleotides. It is a transcript of the gene Dph3, whose product is annotated as DPH3 homolog. The transcript has 2 exons. The record is from RefSeq and is a predicted model, not a curated record. Lineage: Eukaryota; Metazoa; Arthropoda; Insecta; Diptera; Culicidae. Gene Ontology annotation, molecular function: metal ion binding. The coding region runs from base 167 to 436 and encodes 89 amino acids. Gene Ontology annotation, biological process: protein histidyl modification to diphthamide.
ACAUAACCUCACAAAAUUCAAAAAGUGUUGCUCCCACUUUUAAGCUUACAUGCAUGCAGGCCAGCGCAGUAAACAAAAUCUAUCAUGCUGGAUCGGUAGCUGGGCGCUGCUUCGCAAAACUAAACCGUAAUUUUAGAUUAUAAGCGAAUCCCUGCGAGGAACCACCAUGGCCGUGUACCACGACGAGGUCGAAAUCGAGGACUUUGAGUACGACGAGGAGGACGAGAUGUACUACUAUCCGUGCCCGUGCGGGGACCGGUUCCAGGUUAGCCGGGAGGAGCUGGAGGCCGGGGAGGAGGUCGCGACGUGCCCGAGCUGUUCGCUGAUCGUGAAGGUGAUUUACGACCCGGAGACGUUUCAGGCGGGCCAGGACGAGGUGGAGGUGGGCUCGUCGAAGGGGGGAUCGUCCAAGGAGAAGGAGGUUAGCAGUGAGUGAGGCGAGGAGAGGGAGGUUAGUGUUUGUAAAUAGUGAGGCGAUGACUAAGCUUAAGGACUUUCGGACAAUGGCUUUUAACGCUGGUUUAAUAAUUUUCUCAGUUUUGUAUUAUUCGAAAAUACUAUCAAAAUGAACAAUUUGCGUUGAAAAUAUGUUUAAAGUUAAAGAGGUACGUACGAAUAAAGAGAGUCAAAACAAAAAAAAA